AGAAUUCAAAUUAGAAUUGUUUACAGGUUUGUUUUAGUGUUCACAUGCCUUCUAGAAGCUUCUUUCAGAAGUCUUGGAAGAGAGCAGACUCUGAUCUCAUGAGCCAUGAGUCAUGCAGAGGGCGAUGGUGAUGGGAGUGGGAGUUGCACUUGUGAGUGUGUGAUCAAUGUUAAGAAACUGUUGGUUAGUGAAACAAAAAGGAAGAUCAUCUAGAUAUUUAAAGGGAAUUACUGAGUCACUGAUGAGGUCUUAAGUUCAUGAUUCAAUGUUUACUUAACUUAACUAUACUUAACUAUUACUUAAACUAUAGCUGGGUAUCUGAGUAUGUUUGCUGCCUGUUACCAUGGAUGCCAUGUAAACUGUACUUUUACUGUUUGAACUCACAUGGAUGAAACAUACCUAAGAAAUUAUAUUUGCCUACCUUAAAAUUGAGUUGAACCUGUUGCCAAGCUCUGUGAACAAAAGGCAGGCAUGCUCCAAAGCACUGGAAACUAAAAAUGGAUUUUGAGGAGUUUCGUUUCUGCUUUAUAGAGGGGGAUUUGUUGCAUCACUGUGGGGAUUUCACAACUGUUUGAGAAACAGUCCCAGUAGGCAAGAAAAUACCCUUCAAUAAACAAAAUGCCAAGGCAAAAGAAUAUACACACUGGCAAAUAGAAAGUGGUAAAGUUAAUGUUCUCUUUUCUCAGAAUAUUGCUGGGGGGGACUUCCAGUAUGAAAUGUAAGAUUGCAAAAUUAGCCCUUAAGAUGGCUAUUACUAACAAAUCCUGGAAAUGAAACAAGGCCACACUCGGGACAGCACAGGAAGCAGGAUAGGGCGGAGUUUACUCUUAGCUCAGUGCAUCCCCUACCCCCACUAUGUGAGUAUUAGACCUGUGUUGAUUUAAAAUCCAUGCUGCACACUUCCUUGGACAGUAGAAAUCAAAGCAAACUACUUUCGUGAAAUGUAAAGACCAUUAAAGAUAUUUCCAUGGAGAUCCUGAUGUCAGCUUUUAAGGAAUGGGACGCUGGAUCCCUGUUGACAGACUACUCUGGUCGGAGAAGUGAGCAGAAGUAUGUUUUUUUCUUCACGCUGCUCUUCUUCGUCCUGAGGGAGAAAGUGUAUAAUUAUGGACUUUGUGCUGAUAAAGCAGUGCACAAUAUGAAAGGUAUUUGUGUCUCCUGCAACUCCCAACUCUCCUAUGCCUCCCAGUACAUACUAUCACUGAUACCACUUACAGUGGGAUUUCACAACACCUGAUGCCAUACUCAUGUCUACCUGCUUUGCAAAUGAAUACUGCACUGCUGUUACUGAAUUUGUUUGAUCAAAUGUCACUUUGACCCAACAAUAAUAUAAGCUAUAACAAUCUUCAGACUGUCAACCUGCUGCAUGUCAAUAAAAUGACGCACACUCCAAAGCGUGCCAGCCACAGCCAUCAGCUGUUUCACACCGCCUGUGAAAAGAGGCCUGUUUUUCUCUGGGUACAAUGCCAUCAUUGAUCAGUGAUUUCUCCUGGUCAGAAUUCAGAGGGCAACAAACAAACAAGCCACCUCGCAGUGUUAAAACCAGACCAUUAUGUGACUCCUGCAUUAUGUCCCGUCCAUGCAGCUGUACCUUGUCCUGGUGUUUUCUCUGCUUUUUGCUGGCUCUCAACUCAAACCAUGCCUGGUCUGCUCCGGAUUUCUCUGAUUUCCUUCACACAGUGUUGAGGAACCACACAGCCCACGCAUGUGAGGGAGAGACUCUGAGCAUCAGAUGUCCCUCAAAAACCUCAGUGGCUAUUUUGUCUGCAUUCUAUGGACGGCGAAUACCAAGUCAGCACUUAUGCCCCGACGCAAACACAAACAUCACAGAAGAAAGCACAGAAUGCAUGUCUGCCAUCGCCAUACAGAAAGUGGUGUCCGAGUGCCAGGAUCGGAGGGCAUGCCAGAUUCCUGUGGCGAGUCGAGUGUUUGGACAAGAUCCCUGCCCUGAAACCACCAAGUACAUCCUGGUUUCCUACAAGUGUCGGCCCGCACAUCAUCGCUUGCGAACAGCGUGUGAAAACGAGAGGCUGAGGCUCGCCUGUAAGAACGACACCGUGCUGGCCAUCUACUCCGCCACCUUUGGCCACCUGGAGCAUGACACCCCUGUAUGCCCUCAAGGGGGGCAUGUGAAGCCUGACAUGGAGUGCUUGUCACCAUCAGCCUUGAGAAGGGUAUCAUGGAAAUGUCACGGCAGAACAAACUGCACCGUGCUGGCCAGUGUGCAGAACUUUGGCGACCCCUGCUUUCCUGGCACCAGCAAACAUCUGCGAGUGUCUUUCACAUGUGUUCCUAGGUAUUUGCUGGAAGAUGUGGGGCGUGGAGGCGCAGAUCCUUUCCGAAUCUCUGAUUAUACACAUGGUGGCUGGUACACUGGCCCUGGUGUGUACAGACCACAAAACAUUUUCACCAACACUUUGGAAAUCUUUUUCCAGAUCAAGGGGCUUCCAGAGACAGUGGCUCUGUACUUUGUCUCAGGCAUAUGUGCUGGCUUGGUCUUCCUGCUGUGUCUGUUUGGUGUGAAAUCUACACUGGUGCGGGACGUGAAGGACUUGGUGUCCGAUCUAGAGGAUGAGAUCAAGACUGCACACAGAUCACGCCGUGGGCUGAUCAAUGACGACAAUAUCUCAUUAGACUCUUCCUUUCCUCGCUUUACAUACCCUUACCGUGGAGCUGACUUGUUCAGCCCAGAGAUGGUCAUGACAGUGGUUAUGGAAGACAAGAGAGAUGAGGACAGGGACAAAGCAGAGGUGUCAAAUGGAGACAUUUGGCCACCUUGCAAUUCCAGCCCUUACGCCAUCCAUAAAUCCAAACUUUCAUCUGCCUGACUUUAGAAAUGAACACACUCCAGUCAUGCCCCUGCUUAUUGUGCUGAAGUUUUGACCAGUUUUGUAGAGGACUUUAACACUCAUCUAUAUUAUUAAAUGAGAUAAAAAAUUAUAUUGUCAUGCAUUCAUUCCAAUAAUGUGUCUCAUAAACCAUUGCAAGACUUGCAAGAUUAAUAAUUGUUACAUAUAAUAAACACCUUGUUAAAAUAUACAGUAUAUACAGUAUUACUAUUAGUUGUGUGUCUAUUACUGAACAUACAUAACCUUCUAUAACUUUCUGUUGGAUAUUAUCAUGGGAUAUAAGUGUUUGUUUAUUUGUGAGAAUUUUUGUAAUGUAAUGUUUUGAUAGUAAAUCAAAUAAUGAAAUGAAAUAAAAAAAAAAAACAG
Molecule: messenger RNA, 3215 nt
Organism: Ictalurus furcatus (blue catfish)
Lineage: Eukaryota; Metazoa; Chordata; Actinopteri; Siluriformes; Ictaluridae
Product: protein eva-1 homolog C
Exons: 8
Coding region: 1464-2828 (454 amino acids)
Molecular function (GO): carbohydrate binding
Source: RefSeq, a predicted model, not a curated record